CGAUGUGGAUUCUAUCCGUCCUUCGAAAAAGUGUGACGAUAUUUUCUUUCGGCUUUGAUUAUUCAGGAGGGCAACGGCGACAUUUUUCACCAAUCAUAGUAACGGAUGCUAUUCCGCUUCCAUGGUAACCUCCCAAAUCUUUUGAACAAACCAAUCACGACAGCGCAUUUAGUAAUUUAAAGAAAGUUCGUCAUCGGACGUUGAAAUUUUAAACCUGAGCUGCGGCAGAAAGGAACACGUUUCAGUGAAGUUUGGAGUCCGAAAAGCAGAUUCAGACAUGGCUCAAUUUGGAUUCGACAACGACAUUCACAGCAUUCUGAAGCUGGAUAUGCCUAUCACAAACGCGCCCAUGGCGAGGUGGCAGAGAAAAGCCAGUUCGUCGAUGUCGACCAGCUGUGCCAACACCAGCGCUCUGUCACCUGGCAAAUCCGGAAACCGGUCUCUUAGUCUGUCCAAGACGCCCAGUAAAACACCAGGUAAAAAUGGAAAGACACAGUGCACACCUUCCAAGGCAGGUGGUGACCGUUUCAUUCCCACUAGAAACAACAAACAGAUGGAUGUGGCAAGCUUCCUGCUCUCAAAGGAAAAUGAGCCCAUGGACACAAACCCCUCAGCAGCAACAUCAGAGAACCAGAAAGCAUGGUCUGUUACACUCAAUGGAUAUGACAUUGAGGAGGCAAAGAUCUUGCAUCUGGGAGGAAAACCCUUGAACGCUCCAGAAGGUUACCAGAACAACCUAAAAGUUCUCUACAGUCAGAUUCCUACCCCAGUCUCCACCAAAAAGAACCGGUACAUACCGUCAGUGCCUGACAGAAUCUUAGACGCUCCUGAACUCCGAAAUGAUUUCUAUCUGAACCUACUAGACUGGAGCAGUCGGAACCUUCUAGCAGUUGCCCUUCACAACAGUGUUUAUCUGUGGGACGCCACCCAGGGUGACAUCGUCCUACUGAUGAAGAUGGAGCGGGAGGAGGACUACAUCUGCUCUGUGUCAUGGAUCAAGGAGGGCAACUUCCUUGCCAUUGGUACCAGUGACUGCAAAGUUCAGUUGUGGGAUGUGGAGAACCAGAAGCGUCUACGCAGCAUGGCCAGCCACACUGCCAGAGUUGGCAGCCUGAGUUGGAACAAUCACAUUCUUUCCAGUGGCUCCAGAUCUGGUCACAUCCACCACCAUGAUGUAAGGGUAGCAGACCACCACAUCUUCACCCUGUCCGGACACUCUCAGGAGGUGUGUGGGCUGGAGUGGUCCCCUGAUGGAAGAUACCUGGCCAGCGGCGGCAACGACAACCUUGUGUACGUGUGGCCAGGUGUGCAGGAGGGCAGCGGCCAAGGCAGCAAUGCUGUCCACGGCUUCAAUGAGCACCAAGGUGCAGUCAAGGCUUUGGCCUGGUGCCCAUGGCAACCUAACAUUCUUGCGUCUGGAGGGGGCACCAGUGACCGUCACAUCCGCAUCUGGAACGUCACCAGUGGCUCUUGCAUCAGUGCCCUAGACACUCAGUCUCAGGUGUCCUCUCUGAAGUUUGCGCCAAACUACAAGGAAUUGGUCUCUGGCCACGGAUAUGCCCACGACAACGUAGUCAUCUGGAAGUAUCCCUCCUUGACUAAAGUGGCAGAGCUCAAUGGUCAUGAGGGCAGGGUCUUGAACAUUACCAUGAGUCCAGACUGCUCGACUAUCGCCACUGUAGCCGGUGAUGAAACUGUCCGCCUCUGGAAGAGCUUUGAGCUGGAUCCAGUCAAGAAGAAGGCCAAAGAGAGGAUGGUCAAGUCCACCAGCAGCAGCAUCCACCAAUCUAUCCGAUAAUUAGCCUUUUGUAUUGUUUGUUCAAGUUAGUUAUUGAUCAACUCUUAAUUCUUUACUAAUGUACAAAAUGUUUAUUCACUGUAAAAUAAAGAUUGCCACUUUUAAA
Molecule: messenger RNA, 1904 nt
Organism: Salmo salar (Atlantic salmon)
Lineage: Eukaryota; Metazoa; Chordata; Actinopteri; Salmoniformes; Salmonidae
Gene: cdc20
Product: cell division cycle 20 homolog
Biological process (GO): positive regulation of ubiquitin protein ligase activity; anaphase-promoting complex-dependent catabolic process; positive regulation of anaphase-promoting complex-dependent catabolic process
Cellular component (GO): anaphase-promoting complex
Molecular function (GO): ubiquitin ligase activator activity; anaphase-promoting complex binding; protein binding
Source: RefSeq, a predicted model, not a curated record